AUGAUGCUUAUUCAGCAGAAUGGGAGUCUUAAAAAGCUCCUUUCAUUUGCAGAAAACUCUGCAAUUCCUGAUGUGCAGAAGAACGCAGCUAAAGCAAUUACUAAAGCGGCCUAUGAUGAAGAAAUAGUUAUCCAUGAGUUUGCCAGUCUUUGUCUCGCAAACAUGUCCGUAGAGUACACGGGUAAAGUGCAAAUAUUUGAACACGGUGGAUUAGAACCUCUCGUCAGACUUCUGAGCAGCCCAGACCCAGACGUAAAGAAGAAUUCUAUUGAAUGCAUUUACAACUUGGUGCAGGAUUUUCAGUGUCGAAUUACACUUCAAGAACUAAAUGCGAUGCCUUCUAUAUUAGAGCUCUUGAAGUCGGAAUAUCCAAUUAUUCAGUUGUUGGCUCUCAAAACCUUAGGUGUUAUUACAAACGAUAAGGAGGCCCGAGUGAUGCUAAGAGACACUCAAGGAUUGGACCACCUUCUUAAGAUCCUAGAAGCUAAGUCAUCGUUCCUAAUGUUUGGGAAGGUGGUACAGCUCACGAUACAGCGAAGGAACAUCGGUGACAGUGAUGUUAGAAAAUUAUUAAGGGAGUUAGAGGUCAUGAGUUCUGUCGUUGCCCAGCUCGCUCCCGAAGCUGAAAAUAGAAAACUUUUUCAUGAACAAGAGGUCGAAAAGUGCCUUGUAACCCUUUUGGGUUCUGAAAAUGAUGGGACUAAAGUUGCUGCUUCCCAAGCUAUUUCAGCCAUGUGCGAGAAUUCAGCCAGCAAAGAUUUUUUCAAUAAUCAGGGGAUUCCACAGUUGGUUCAGUUGCUAAAAAGUGACAAUGAAGAGGUGACCGAAGCUGCCGCUCUAGCCCUGGCAAACCUGACCACGUGCAAUUCUAUUAAUGCAAAAGCUGCUGCUGAAGCCGACGGUAUUGAUCCAUUAAUAAACGUCCUGUCUAGCAAACGAGACGGAGCCAUUGUCAACGCGGCCACAGUAUUAACAAACAUGGCCACGCAGGAGCCCCUGCGCGUGAGCAUACAGAGCCACGACAUCAUGCACGCCAUCAUCAGCCCUCUGCAUUCUGCAAACACGGUCGUGCAGAGCAAAGCUGCUCUUACUGUUGCUGCAACUGCAUGCGAUGUUGAAGCCCGGACAGAGGUGGGAGGUGGGGGAGGCUUUAGGCUUUCCAUCUCAAUUCUCCCUUCAGGGUCCAAAGCAGGUAUAGAGAUGGGGACUCAAUGUUGGAUUGCCUGUAUAAAGCAAAUAAUGCCUUUUGCUUUUAUUGACAGGGCUUUAGAUAUCCUUGAUGAAGUUAACCUAUCAGUAAGUCGAAAAAAUAAAUUCAGUGAGGCAGCUUAUAACAAAUUGCUCAACAACAAUCUUCCCCUGAAAUAUAGCCAGACUGGCUAUUUGUCAUCGGGUAACAUAAUUAGUGAUGGAUUCUAUGACUACGGCCGGAUAAAUCCUGGCACCAAACUUUUGCCUUUGAAGGAGCUCUGCUUACAAGAACCAAGUGACCUACGGGCUGUGCUCUUAAUCAACACGAAAUCUUCUGAUAUUUCUCCACCUCUAUCUAUGGAAGAUAAAUCGUCAGACAUUGCUUAUGGGCGAAGUGUUUCUUCUUUAUCUUCCCUAAGAAGAUCGAGUAGAGAAAAGACCAAUGCUGGAUUUGGAUCUCCCACAGAAGAGAAAUCAGAACCCACUUCUGGACGAAACACUGUUCUUAGCAAAAGUGCCGCUAAAGAAAAAGGAUCGAGCUGCCUUGCCCACCUCGUGCUGACACAGCGCCACAAUCCAGCUCUGGCGGACAGAGUCGGCCUCGGCUGCUCCCUGGUCCGGGGGGAGUACGGCCGGGCGUGGAACGAAGUCACCCUGCUGCACGAACGGAAGGGACUGACCGGGGCCCUGGCGCCGCCCGACGUGUACAUCGUGGACCUCGUGUUCCACCCGGGGGCGCUGAUGAAGCUGAGGAGUCGGGACGCCGAUCUCUACAGAUUUCUCUAG
Messenger RNA from Propithecus coquereli (Coquerel's sifaka), 1977 nucleotides. RefSeq names its product armadillo repeat containing 3 (gene ARMC3). The transcript has 14 exons. The coding region runs from base 1 to 1977 and encodes 658 amino acids. The record is from RefSeq and is a predicted model, not a curated record. NCBI's taxonomy places the organism in Eukaryota, Metazoa, Chordata, Mammalia, Primates, Indriidae. Gene Ontology annotation, molecular function: protein binding.